AGAGGAGCCGGGACACCGAGGGAAGAGGCCGAAGGGAGAUCGCGGAGGGGAGGGGGCGGGAGGGGGGUGGGGGAUCCCGAGUCGUCAGUGGUCCGGAGUCUGGAAGGCCCUGGAGCGGCGCCAGGCGACCCGCCUCGCCACAACUUGCCCAGACGAGACACGUUUCAUCCUGCGCCCUGCAAGAAGGAGCCGGCCCGCCUCUCUCCGGUCUGCUGUUCCUCGGCCUCCGCGGGCCCUGCCCGCGUCAGCAGCGACCCUGGGGUCUGGGUCCCCUGUGUCGCCCCCGCCUGCCUGCAGCGCCCGGCACCCGCCCUGGAGCGCGCAGCUGGGGUGCUAGGGAUAUAUACUUGAGCAAGAGAGACCACAGCUCUUGUUCCCGCUGAUCCUGCUGCCCAGUGGAUGGAGCCUAGAGUCUACAGAUCUGCCAGGAAAGAAAAAAAAUUCCUGAUGUCUGGUCCAAGCAGGAAUUUCCCGGUGGAUUGGGGAAUGUCUGGCUUUUCCUCAGCUUAUUGAUCUCUGUAGUAACCACUGAAGGCCCCCAGAAGACCUGAACAAAUGAGAGGCCUGAAGUCUACAGGUUGCUGCUAGAAAUAUUUUAGCCUCUCCAAAACCCAGAAUGCAGCCCCGAUCCAAGUUUGUCAGGGUUCUGGGUGCACGCUGAGCGCGCGCGGGCGGACGCGCCCUUUGCUCCAGGUCCGGACCUGGGGGCUGCCAUAGCAACGUCCUGGACACCCAGACCUUAGGCCGCCGCCGCCGCGGAAGCAAGGAACCCGGCCUUCUCCCGCUCCUGAGGGCUGUGGCGGCGGCGGCCCGGAAGGCGGCCCAGGCUGGGUAGAGAUCGCCCGGCUCCUCCUAUGCAAGCUGAGGCAGCGGAUUGGCUUUCAAGUAUGCCCUUCCAGAAGCAUGUCUACUACCCGCUCACCAGCGGCCCAGAGGGGCCCGACGUCGCUGUGGCCGCCGCCGCGGGCGCGGCCUCCAUGGCCUUUGUGACCCCCAGCGCGGCUUCGGGGCCCCAGCCCUUCUUCCAGUUCAGGCCGCGGCUGGAGAGUGUGGACUGGCGGCGCCUGAGUGCCAUCGACGUGGACAAGGUGGCGGGGGCCGUGGACGUGCUGACCCUGCAGGAGAACAUCAUGAACAUCACCUUCUGCAAGCUGGAGGACGAGAAGUGCCCACACUGUCAGUCGGGGGUGGACCCGGUGCUGCUGAAGCUCAUCCGUCUGGCGCAGUUCACCAUCGAGUACUUGCUGCACUCACAAGAGUUCCUCACCUCUCAGCUGCACACCCUGGAGGAGCGGCUGCGCCUGAGCCACUGCGAAGGCGAGCAGAGCAAGAAGCUGCUCACCAAGCAGGCGGGGGAGAUCAAGAUGCUCAAGGAAGAGUGCAAACGCAGGAAGAAGAUGAUCUCCACCCAGCAGCUGAUGAUUGAGGCCAAAGCCAACUAUUACCAGUGCCAUUUUUGUGACAAGGCCUUUAUGAACCAAGCUUUUCUACAAAGUCACAUUCAACGCCGCCACACUGAAGAAAAUUCUCAUUUUGAGUAUCAGAAAAAUGCACAGAUUGAGAAGCUCCAGAGUGAGAUCGUCGUAUUGAAGGAAGAGCUGCAGCUCACCAGGUCUGAUCUAGAAGCUGCACACCGUGCCAGUGCGGUCAGAUUCUCCAAGGAAUAUGAAAUGCAAAAAACAAAAGAGGAAGACUUUUUGAAGUUAUUUGAUAGGUGGAAAGAAGAAGAAAAGGAGAAACUAGUUGAUGAAAUGGAAAAAGUCAAGGAAAUGCUUAUGAAGGAAUUUAAAGAAUUAACUUCAAAGAAUUCAGCAUUAGAAUAUCAACUGUCAGAAAUCCAGAAGUCCAAUAUGCAGAUCAAGUCCAACAUAGGCACAUUAAAAGAUGCACACGAGUUUAAAGAAGACCGUUCUCCAUAUCCCCAGGAUUUCCAUAAUGUCAUGCAGCUUCUUGAUAGUCAGGAAAGCAAAUGGACAGCUCGAGUUCAAGCUAUUCAUCAAGAACACAAGAAAGAGAAGAGUCGGCUCCUGUCACAUAUAGAGAAACUUCGAACCUCAAUGAUAGAUGAUCUAAAUGCAAGCAAUGUUUUCUACAAGAAAAGGAUAGAAGAGCUAGGGCAGAGACUUCAGGAGCAGAACGAGCUGAUUAUAACUCAGAGACAGCAGAUUAAAGACUUUACCUGUAAUCCAUUAAACAGUGUCAGUGAACCCAAAGGAAAUCCUUUAGCCUGGCAGGCUUUUGAAUCUCAGCCAACUGCUCCAGCUGUGCCUAUGAAUGCCCCAGUCCUGCACACUUCAGAAACUAAAUCUAGUCUGCCAAUGGCACAAGAACAGGCAUUCUCCUCGCACAUACUGGAACCCAUAGAAGAACUUUCAGAGGAAGAAAAAGGAAGAGAAAAUGAACAGAAAUUAAAUAACAACAAAAUGCAUUUAAGGAAAGCUUUGAAGAGUAACUCCUCCCUCACUAAGGGACUAAGAACAAUGGUGGAGCAGAACUUGAUGGAGAAACUGGAAACCUUGGGGAUUAAUGCAGAUGUACAUGGCAUUUCAAGUGAUCAAUUGCACAGAGUACUAAAAAGUGUGGAAUCAGAAAGACAUAAACAAGAAAGAGAAAUACCUAACUUGCAUCAAAUUCGAGAAUUCCUUGAACAUCAAGUCAGCUGUAAAAUUGAAGAGAAAGCACUACUAACUUAUGAAUGACACUAUAUUCCAGAUAAGUACAGUGUUUCUCAAAUGGAUACCCUUUCAACUGGAGAAGUACCCAAAAUGAUACAACUUCCUCCCAAAAACAGACAACUGAUUAGACAAAAAGCUGUUUCUACUGAUAGGACAUCUGUUUCAAAAAUUAAGAAAAAUAUCAUGGAAGAUCAUUUUCCCAGAAAGUCUUCAACUAUUACGACCCCUCCCUUUAGUUCGGAGGAGGAGCAGGAGGACGACGACCUCAUCCGGGCAUACGCAUCUCCAGGCCCACUUCCUGUGCCGCCAUCGCAAAACAAGGGCAGCUUCGGGAAGAACGCAGUGAAAAGUGACGCGGACGGGACCGAGGGAAGCGAGGACACUGAUGAUUCUCCCAAGCCCACAGGAGCCACCAUUAAAACACCUACUGAAAAAGUUGAAAAGAUGUUUUCACAUCGCAAAUAUGUGAAUAAACCAGUUGGUGGAACUAAUGUUCCUGAGAUGUUUAUCAAAAAAGAAGGAUUACAAGAACUAAAGUGUGCAGAUGUGGAGGAUGAAGACUGGGACAUAUCAUCCCUAGAGGAGGAGAUAUCUUUGGGAAAAAAAUCUGGAAAAGAACAGAAGGAACCUCCACCUGUGAAAAAUGAACCACAUUUUGCUCAUGUGCUAAAUGCCGGGGGCGCAUUUAAUCCUAAGGGGCCAAAGGGAGAAGGACUUCAAGAAAAUGAAUCAAGCACAUUAAAAAGCAGCUUAGUAACUGUGACUGAUUGGAGCGAUUCUUCAGAUGUCUAAUUCCACAUGUCAGAAGAUUCUUCCAGAAGCCAGCAGUAUUUCAGUAUCACAGUAUUUCAGUAACUUGCCUCCAUGAUUCCAGUGCUUCUGCCUUACUGUGUUUCCAACAGCAACACAGAGACUGAUUCAAAGAACAAUGGUCUCUUUAAUGACACCUAUUACAGUAUUGAAAAUCAGAUCAUCAACAGUAUUUUGAAGCAUAUAAAGGUGUUUAAGACUUCUGCUGCUGCUUAAAAAUAAUAUGUCAUUGAAGUCAUAAAAAGUUUUUUCUUCAGAACAGUACUCUAGUGUUAAGUGUUUUUUUUUCCAACUAAUUUUUAAGUGAAUUUUUUUUAACGUACAGCAGGUUUUGGUUUGAAUUACUAAAACUUUAAAAAUAUUUUUCUUACAUAUGCUGUAACAUCAAAGGUGUUUAUAUUAUAAAAUUCUGUUAGUGGUCUUAAAAUUGAAUUGGUAGAACCACUAGUCCCUAAAAGUUAGUCUGGUUAUUUUUCAUAUAGAAGUAAGUUUAAUCCGAGUGUGGUGGUGUUCACCUUUAAUUCCAGCUACUUGGGAGGCUAAGGUGGGAGGAUCGCUUGAGCCUAGGAGUUCAAGACCAGCGUGGGCAAUAUAGAAGACUCCACCCCUCCACACCCCAAAAAAGUAAGUUUAGAAUUAGAAUAUAGCUAGGUCCAAUGUUAAAUACAUUUUCCUGAAGUACAUUUGUCACAUUCAGCUUUGAGAAACUGUAAGCAUGUUACUAUUAAAUGGUUGGUUAUUUUAUAUAGUAUAUUCUUUAUCUUGGAUAUUUUAUGAAUAAAGUGUAGUUAUUUUAAUAGCCGAUUAAUUUAUCAGACUAAAUAGAAAAUAUUUGAGUCAUUACUGAAUUCAUCUAUGUAACUUUUUUUUUUACUUUUUAAAAUACCCAACAUGUAUUAUGAAAUACCUCAAAAGUAAUUUAGUUACAUUCUUAAACAAUGACAUUGUCGAAAGUCAGAAAGUUCAUAUAAACUGUUUUUUGCAUUUUUAUAACUUGGUGGUACUAUAUUCUGUUUCCAAGAAAAAGUAACCUUUUAACUAAAAGAUUUGUUGGGUUUUAGAUCUCUUUUCAUUUGUCAACCUUUUCAGUAAAGCACUCCGUUA
This is a messenger RNA of Rhinopithecus roxellana (golden snub-nosed monkey), 4589 nucleotides long. RefSeq names its product DAZ interacting zinc finger protein 1 (gene DZIP1). Lineage: Eukaryota; Metazoa; Chordata; Mammalia; Primates; Cercopithecidae. The transcript has 23 exons. Gene Ontology annotation, biological process: cilium assembly. The record is from RefSeq and is a predicted model, not a curated record. Gene Ontology annotation, cellular component: cytoplasm; ciliary basal body.